Molecule: messenger RNA, 4203 nt
Organism: Varanus komodoensis (Komodo dragon)
Lineage: Eukaryota; Metazoa; Chordata; Lepidosauria; Squamata; Varanidae
Gene: LMTK1
Product: apoptosis associated tyrosine kinase
Exons: 12
Coding region: 16-4203 (1395 amino acids)
Biological process (GO): peptidyl-tyrosine autophosphorylation; brain development
Molecular function (GO): protein tyrosine kinase activity; ATP binding
Source: RefSeq, a predicted model, not a curated record
GAAGUCUCCUUGCCCAUGUCCAGGCAACCUGGGCGCUCAGUGCAGCUACUCAAAUCCACUGACCUCGGGCGCCACAGCCUGCUGUACCUCAAGGAAAUUGGCCAUGGAUGGUUUGGCAAGGUGUUUCUCGGUGAGGUGAAUGCAGGGCUGAGCAGCACUCAGGUGGUAGUGAAGGAGCUCAAGGCCAGUGCCAGUGUGCAGGAUCAGAUGCAGUUCCUGGAAGAGGCCCAGCCAUACAGGGCACUCCAGCACACCAAUCUCCUGCAGUGCUUGGCCCAGUGUGCAGAAGUGACACCCUACCUGCUGGUGAUGGAGUUCUGCCCACUGGGUGAUCUGAAGGGCUACCUGCGGAGCUGCCAUGCGGCUGAGGCACUAGCACCGGACCCGCUGACGUUGCAGCGCAUGGCCUGUGAGGUGUCCUGCGGCCUGCUGCACCUUCACCGCAACAACUAUGUGCACAGUGACCUGGCGCUGCGGAACUGCUUACUCACAGCUGACCUGACUGUCAAAAUCGGCGACUACGGCCUUUCUCACUGCAAAUACAAAGAUGACUACUUUGUGACGGCUGACCAGCUUUGGGUACCAUUGCGCUGGGUGGCACCUGAACUCAUCGAUGAGGUGCACGGCAACCUGCUGAUCGUCGACCAGACCAAGACCAGCAAUAUCUGGUCGUUGGGCGUGACCAUCUGGGAGCUCUUUGAGCUGGGUGGCCAGCCCUAUUGUCAUUACUCAGACCGGCAGGUGCUCACCUACGCCAUCAAGGAGCAGCAACUUAAGCUUCCCAAGCCGCAACUCCCGCUCUCUCUGUCUGACCGCUGGUAUGAGGUGAUGCAGUUCUGUUGGUUGCAGCCAGAGCAGCGCCCCACCGCGGAGGAGGUGCACCUGCUGCUCUCGUACCUGUGUGCCAAGGGAGCCUCGGAGGCGGAGGAGGAUUUUGAGCGGCGCUGGAAUUCCAUGAAGCCCGGAGGGGGCGGUGGCUCUGGCUCCGGCCACCUGGGCGUGGAGCUGUCGUCCUUCCCCCUCCUGGAGCAUUUCUCCGGUGAUGGGGAUGAUGUCCUGACUGUCAUGGAGACAAGCCACGGCCUCAACUUUGAGUAUAAGUGGGACCAGGGCAAAGCCGAACAUCUGCCCACCUCGGCCGUGAGCCCCCGCGGUGCGGCACGCUACCACGAGCUCUACUACGCGGCCAGCAGCGGCGGCGGAGGGGGUGCUGGGAACCCCCUCAGCCUCGGGGUCUCGCCCUCCUGCUACGAGUGCAAAGUGCAAGGCUGCCCCGGCUUGCACACGCCGGGCGUACUGCCUGUGCUGAGUGCGCACAGUCCCUCCCUGAACAGUGAGUACUACAUCCGCAUCGAGGAGGCGGCCUCCGAGGGCAGCGGGACGGACCUCGAUUACACCAUGUGCUCCUACAGCCCAGAGUUUGGCCAUUCCUCCCGCUGGCAGAGCACGGAGGGCCGCUACGCCCCGAGCCACAGCCCCACUGCCUCGCUCACCAUGGAGCCCCUCCUGGGCCACUCGGCCCACGGGGACAGCCACUGGGAGCCCCCUGAGUAUUACUCCUAUGGAGGACAAGGGGACAAGGAGGCCCCGUACUACGACGAGGCCUCCCCGAAGAACCAUGCCGAGAACUACCUGCUCAAGGAGUCCAGUGCCUUGGAAUGGCCUGUUCUGACUGUGCAGAAAAGCAUCUUUGCUGACCCGCUGGGGGUGUCGCCAUCAGUGACCUACAGCUACAGGGAGGCCAGGUCAGACUCGGUCACUCUGGAAAUGGAGGAGGAGGAAGAGGAGGAGGAGGAGGAAGAGAACACGUGCAAUAGCCCUAGGAACGGAGGGGCUCAGAAUGAGGAAUCCCCUUCCUCCAGCAAGCAGUGGACAUCCAAUACCUCGGCCAAUAACAACAGUGGCCACCUGCUGCCACCCUGCGAGCCGCCUGCCAAUGAUAGCUGGUGCUACCGGCACAUGAUCACCUUCCAGGGACUCAUGGCAGAGCCACUGUCCUCAGUGCCAUGGGACGAGCCGACACUCGGGAUCAAGGACCUGCGAGCAGCCCUGCUGGGUGGGGAACGUGUGGCGUCGCCUCGCACAAGCUCUCUGAGUCCAGAUGCUGACUUACCUGCGGAGGAAAAAUCACCAGCUGAGAAUGCUGGUACAGAGGCCAGCUUAGGGGACACCGCGGCUCCCUUGACGGAGAGUGGGGAGGAGAGCCACCAGGCCAUCGCCUUGCCCCUGGGGGAGACGGAUUCGGUGACGUUGGCGGCAUCCGUGCCAGAACCUGCUGACUGCGUGGAGGCUGAUGACGCAACCUGGCCAGUUGAGCUCAUGGCUGAGAGGGCUGGAGCAGGGGAGGACCCUGUCCUUGUGGAAGAGGUGGUGGCUGAAUGCUCACCUCAGGUGCCACUGGAAAGCAAUACAGAAAGGGGCAAGAGCACCAGCAGUGAACAGGACAGGACCCCCGACAAGACCGUGUCCAGUGCCAGCUUCCCGGACCUGGACGAGGCCAGUGAUGAGGAUACAGCUGAACUGACCUCAGGAGUCUUUAGUGACUUCCAGGCUGAGGGUACUGAGCGGCAGGAUAUACUUCCCACCUUCAAGUCUUUGCAGAAGCAGGUGGGGACCCCCGACUCCCUGGAGUCUUUGGAUAUCCCCUCAACCACGAGCUCCUGCGAGGCAUUCAGCCCCACAGCCUACAUCCCCUCGAGUCAGCCCAAGGCCUUGGACAGUGGCUAUGACACAGAGAACUACGAGUCCCCUGAAUUCGUCCUCAAGGAGCCUCACGAGCCCCGAGAGCCCGAAGCCUUUGCCCAGCUAGGCAAGGCUCAGGAGGACAGGGAGGACCAGGCCAAGGAGCUGAGCCGCUCUGAUUCGUUCAGCGCUGACCUGCAGGGCCUGGAUGAGAAGAACCCUUACCGGGACUCUGCCUACUUCUCCGACUAUGAUGCCGAGGGGGGGGCACGGGAGGAUGGGGAAGGGGAUAGUGAUGGUUCAGAGGGGCCUGAGGGGCCUCCGGCCUCCCAGGCAGACGCUGAAGGCUUGGGGAGGGCCUCUGGCCCAGACGGCAGUGUGGGGGAGUCUGUGCCUGCCUGUGUGGGGCCCUCUUGCCCGCUGGGAGACAGCACAGGGUGCCCCUCUGCAGCGACUGAGGAACAGGACAUGAGGGAAGGCACCAGUGUCAGCUCCUCCCAAGAGCUGUUGGCGAAUGGCGUUGCUGCCGAGGAGCUGGACACGAGCACCUCCCGCUGUGAGGGCGAUGGGACUGUGGCAGUGCCUCAGACUCCAGGCCCCCCUACCAGAUCCUUCUUACUAUCCCCAGUGGCUGCCAGUGUCGAGGAGCCCCCUGCCACCAGUGGGGGAGCUGUAGGGGCAGGAAACGAAGGGCUGGAGGCCGCAGCAAGGGAGGCAGAGCAGCGUGGGGCAGCCCAGGGCCUCGGCUGUCCGGAGGAGCCCCAGAGCAGCCCUGGCCUCCUGCUGGACCUGUCAGUGGUGCCAUCCCGGCACUCGGCUGUCCCCACAGAUCUGGAAGAAGAGGAAGAAGACACCGAGGACAGCGAUGAGUCUGAUGAGGAGCUGCGAUGUUACAACAUCCAGGACCAGAGUGAGGAGAGUGAGGAGGAGUCGCCCACUGUCCCCAUCGUGGUGGCCGAGAGCAACAGCACUCGCAACCUGCGCAGUCUGCUCAAGAUGCCCAGUCUGUUGGUGGAGACCUUCUGCGAUGACCUGGAACGCAAAAAGAAAGCCGUCUCCUUCACCGAAGAUGUUACUGUCUACCUCUUUGACCAGGAAAGCCCCACGAAGGAACUUGCAGAGCAGCCUUUCCCAGGAGCGACAGACCCUCCCCUGGCAUCACCUGUGCAGAAGGGCAGCAAUGGCUCCCCAAGCCCCACUGGCAGGACGGAGACACUCGUUGGCUCCUCGGCAGGGAGUGCCUCUGGAGAGAGCAAGGGGGGUGGAUUCGAUUGGAAAGAUGACUUUGCGCUCAUGCCAGUGAAAUCCUCAGUCAUGGCAUCUCUGGCCCCGGUGGCACCCGAGCCCGCCCUGCCCAGACUGCCAUCCACACUAGUGCCAGCUCAGAAGCAGGUGCUGCCCAUCCAGUUUUCACGCUUCACGGUCUCACCUGCGCCAGGGUCACGGUUCUCCAUCACACACGUCACCAGCCCCGAAGUCAAGUCUGUAGGAGGCAGCAGUGAAAAUGGCGACAGGGAGUGA